Salarias fasciatus (jewelled blenny) is the source of this 1031-nucleotide messenger RNA. RefSeq names its product crystallin, beta A4 (gene cryba4). Gene Ontology annotation, biological process: visual perception; lens development in camera-type eye. Bases 284 to 958 code for a protein of 224 amino acids. Lineage: Eukaryota; Metazoa; Chordata; Actinopteri; Blenniiformes; Blenniidae. The record is from RefSeq and is a predicted model, not a curated record. Gene Ontology annotation, molecular function: structural constituent of eye lens. The transcript is spliced from 5 exons.
AGAAUUAUGUUUUUUUUUUACGUCCAGUGACACUUUUCAGUUGUUUUCUCCUCGUUUUGUGACAGUGUGUCAUUUAUGUCAGUGAAGUUGCUCAAAUGGACAAAAAGUUGUUGUUUUGGUUUCAUUAAACAUGUUUUUUAUGUGAAGAAUUUGCUAAAUCAUCGCGUUUAUUAACUUUUAAGUCAUAAUUCUGUUCAAAAUGUUCCAGUUAAUGAGUUAAAAUGUGCUUAAAAUCCACAAACUUGUGCACGGGAGCUUAAACUUUCACACUGAACUCAUUAAAAUGUUGAUAUCUGCCUCGUUUUUGUGGCUCUCGGUCGGUUUUCUCCUCAUGAUCUGUGUUUUUUUGUUUCCUCCUUCAGACAAGAUGACUCACCACUGCACCAAGUUCUCCGGCCACUGGAAGAUCAUCGUGUUCGACGAGGAGUGCUUCCAGGGCCGCCGCCAUGAGUUCACCUCCGAGUGCUGCAACGUGAUGGAGUUCGGCUUCGAGACCGUGCGCUCCCUGAAGGUGGAGAGCGGCGCCUGGGUGGGCUACGAGCACGCCUCCUACCAGGGCCAGCAGUUCGUGCUGGAGAGGGGCGAGUACCCCCAGAGCGACGCCUUCGGGGGCAGCAACGCCUACCACAUCGAGAGGAUGACCUCCUUCAGACCCAUCGCCUGUGCCAACCACAGAGAGUGUCGUAUGACCAUCUACGAGCGUGAGAACUUCCUGGGCCGCAAGGGCGAGCUGAGCGACGACUACCCCUCCCUGCAGGCCAUGGGCUGGUGCAACAACGAAGUGGGCUCCCUGAGGAUCCAGUCCGGAGCCUUCGUGUGCUACCAGUACCCCGGUUACCGUGGUUACCAGUACAUCAUGGAGUGUGACCGUCACUGUGGGGAGUACAAACACUUCAGGGAGUUCGGCUCCCACUGCCAGACCCCUCAGAUCCAGUCCAUCCGCCGCAUUCAGCAGUAACCGCCUCCGCCCUCCGGACCACCCCCCUCCCCCCGCCCCACCCUCCUCCUUCUCUCUCCCGUGUGACCUUUGA